ACGCAUUCAAACUUCGACGAUGACACCACUCUUGAAAAUGCAACACUGAGUAGGCAUUGUGGUCAACAUCUAUUCGCUGAAAAGAAACGAGUAAAAAGCUACACGAAUGCGCGGCGUUACGUUGUGAAGUGGAAAAUUAAUUUCGUGAAAUUUACAUGUUUUUGUGUAUAAUUGAUAGAAAAUUUUAUCAAAAAAGUGAAAACGAUACAUAAAAGUUGCGUAAACAAUUAAGAUAUAUUAAAAGUUCUAAGUAAUUUUUGCAAAAACAUUGUGGAAAAAAAGCGCUCCGGAAUCGGAAAAUUCGUCGUUUGCGUCGUGAAUCACAUACUCUGAAUAUAAUAGAAAGCGAAAAGUGAAUCUUUUUACAAGUAUAGAAUAUUGUGUAUUGAAUUUAAUAUAAGAAUUUCUUAAACAAUACAAAUUAGAACAAUGUCUGAGGUUGAGAAUAUUAGUGAAAUCCAGCAGAAUACUGUACCAGUCGAACAGACCCUAGCAGAGGUAGAGACAGCGAGUACUCCAGUGUCGGCUGAGACAGAGACGCCAGCUGCGACUGAAAAGCAAGUGGUCAACAACAGCAUUGAAGCUGAAUCUGGUGCCGGCGAUGCGGAUGCGGGCACGAGUGCUGCGGAGGAGGCCAAAGCGGCGGAAUCUUCACCAAAAGUGGAAAGCACAAAGAAGACACCCGUAAAACGCACUCCUUCAAAGCGAAUGUCAUUCAUAGAACGAGCACAAAAGGAAAGCGAGGAACUUGUUAAGAAUAUGGGUGGCAGUUUGGAGUUGGAGGGUGGACGACGAACCCGCUCAAGCGCACGUGGUACACCAACACGAGCUACAGCUGUUUCAACUCCGCCACCCACCAAAAAGGCACGUACUUCGCCGGCUACUGCCAGCAGCACUCCAUCUCGAGUUCGUGGUCGUGGUCGAAAAAUAGACAUAUCAGAAGAUUUAGAAGAGGCUAAAGGGUCAGCCGAUAUAUCCUCGGCUAAUACGCCUGAGAAGUCUAAAACGCCCAAUAAGAAGCAAGAAGCUUCAGAAAAAUCCAAUGACAAAGAGGAAAAUGUGUCCGAACCAACUGUUGAAUCUACUCCUGCCGAGGACGCGGAAAAAGCCACCGAUGAUAAAAAAGAAGAAACCAAGGCAUCUGUAUCAAAUGAGGAGAAGUCGGAAGAUAAAACAGAUACUAAAGCUGAACUAGAAUCUAUUUCCGAAGAAAAACUGAGCGAUGAUCAACCAGCCAGUAAAGAAGCUGAAAAAUCGGCACCAGUAGCCCAGAAGGAUAAAGAAACACCAAUGGAAACAGAUGAUUCUUUGCCUGCGGAUGAACCAAUAGAGACGGCGUCCAGCGCCCCCGAGCCAACACCAGAAGAAGAACCGAAAGUUGAAAGUGUAACAGAGGGAACUGCAGAACCAGCCACCGAAGAAUCAGCUCCAGUAACGGUGCCAAAACAACUUACUCCUGAACCAAUGGAAGUCGAUUCAAAUUCAAAGAGUAGUGAUGUCGAGCUAAUUGAAACUGUGCCACCAGUUGCAGUUGAAAAUUCAACUGAAGUUUCGGCACCGAUCAACGUAGCAAUAAAAACUGUUGCGCCGAUUACUGAAAUUCAAUCGGUUCAGGAAACGAACAUUGUUGAGAUAAAUCUCUCAGAUUCGGAAUCCGAUACCAAGACCAACAAUGUAGACAACAAUGAAGACGCUAAAUUGGAAGAAGCAGUCCAAGCGCCGACUGCUAGGGAUAUGGGCAAUGCAGAAUCAAACGCAAAUGCGUUAAAUACAGCAAAUGAAAUCGAAACUAACGCAAAAGCUGAAGUGACUAUUGAAGUCCCUGUCGCCGUCGAUCCCGCCGCUACAGAAAGCGGGGUCAAUAAUACCAAUAAUGAUGAUAUUGCUAAACCACAAAAUGAUUUAUGUGUACCAAAAGUCGUAUCGCCAUCGAUAAAUAAUGCAAAUAAUGAUGGAACUGUAACAACGAUUUUGUAAAUGCGACAUAAAUCAACGUCUAUUGCUAUUGCUACAAUAGUCAACAGUUAUAAUGCCACGUCGUGCAACAACAAAUGCAGUUAAAACAACCACAAUAUGGACACAAAUUCAACAAAAUUUAAAAUUGUAACUGGAAGGAUUAUCCAGAGAAGUAAGAAGUUGCCUGGUUGGCAAGCCAUUUUUAUGCACGAAUGUCUACCACACAACCCGCCUGAAAUAAUUAAAUUUAAUAGACGUUUAGUUUUAUUUCUAUUUCUAUUUUCAUUUUAUUUUUUUAGAUCUUUUCUCUAUUUUUCAUGGCAAAUAUUCAAUUAACCAAAUUGAAGGCCCUUCAACGGAUUAGAGUUAAUACGUAGUAUGUAUGUCACGCUACACAUUUUAUUUUUUUUCUAAUUGGACAACAGAAAACAAAAAAAAAAAUGUAUAAUAAUAUAUUAUAUAUAUGAUUAUAUGCAAAGCUAAACAAUACAACUAUUUUAGAUGAUAAUGACCAUGCAAAACAAUAAACAAAAAACCUAAACAAUCAUUUAUUGUUUUUAUUGCAAAUUCUACUAAAUAAUGCAGUACGUUUUAUAUAAAAAAAAAGAAAAAUAAUCAGUAAAAAAGAAACUACAAAUGUAACAAUUGACAGAUGUGCGUGCGUGUGUGUGGGAAAUUUUAUAUAAUUAAAAUUUACUGCAAAAAAUUGAAUUUCAACUUAAAUAAAAUAUAAGUAAUGCUGUAUAUUAAAGCGAUUAAAUAUCAAGAGCAAUAAUAUAAUAAAAUUAGACUAACAUUAAUUAUAAAAUUAAAUUUUGGAGACAAAGAUAUUAAAAAUAUUCGAAAACUUAAAAAAAAAGAAUGUAUGCACUCGCCAUAAAGCCAUUGUUUUAAAAUUUUUUCAGUAGUCUUAAACAGAAUUUCUAAAGAAAAAAAAUAUUGCCUGCUUUCCAUUUAACAGUUUAGGUUUUACACGGCAAAACCUUGCCGGUUUAGGUUAGAAUUGCAUUUCUGAAAAUAGGGGUUUUGAAUUAAAAUCACUGAAUUUGCAGCAAAAAAACUAUCAAAUAUUUAUUUUUGUUUUUUUUUUCAAAUUGCUCGUUUAAUAAUAUAACGAUGUAUUUCAAAAUUUCAAUUUUGUGGAAAAUCGCAAUCAAAGUUUUAUCAAUUCACACAGUGGGUACACAUAUCUUCGUCAUAUUUGGGAAGUUAACAGAUAACAAUAAUUUUGAUUUACAUCUCUAUAUUAUUAAACGAGCGAUAUAUCUAAAUGUGCUUAGUUUUUUUUUUUACAGGAAGCAGUAAAGCGGACAUUUUUCGACCUGCCAGCGGGUCGAACGGAAAAUGACCUAACUUAUUUACAGUUACAUAUUUUCGAAUGCUUCACAUACAUAUAUAAGUGCUACAUUAUUUCCGAAUUAAGUUUCCACAAAAAAAGCAGAAAAUAUUUCGUUCGACUCAAUAUGCAUUAUUAAAGGAAUUAUUAUAUUACUCCAUGCACCGGUACACAUUUGUUUUGGUCCCUUCUUCUUUUGCAUGCUUUCAUAAUUGUAUGCGUAUAAAGAUUCUCAAUAAAUAUUUAUCAGCAGCGCAUAAUGUUU
Molecule: messenger RNA, 3557 nt
Organism: Rhagoletis pomonella (apple maggot)
Lineage: Eukaryota; Metazoa; Arthropoda; Insecta; Diptera; Tephritidae
Product: neurofilament heavy polypeptide-like
Exons: 4
Coding region: 430-1977 (515 amino acids)
Source: RefSeq, a predicted model, not a curated record